Schistosoma haematobium is the source of this 8944-nucleotide messenger RNA. RefSeq lists its product as uncharacterized. The record is from RefSeq and is a predicted model, not a curated record. NCBI's taxonomy places the organism in Eukaryota, Metazoa, Platyhelminthes, Trematoda, Strigeidida, Schistosomatidae. The transcript has 2 exons. Bases 6193 to 7902 code for a protein of 569 amino acids.
AGAACACGUUAGAAGUUAUUUGGAGAUGGAAUUCAAAGGCAUAGGGGAGUGGUUGAUAGGUUGUGUCAUAAUUUUAGAGGCAGUGACAGGUCUGCAUAAGAUUUUUGGAAUUAGAAAUUGAUAAGAUGGGUUACGCAAUGAUUGUAAAGGAUUUGAAGAUGGAUGGUGGCCAUCAGUGGAAUCCCGUUUGACGAGCGUCUCGUCCUAUUUGCGACUCGUCAGCUGGAUGUACUUGCAUCUUAGAGUUGGUCUUCACUCUGAGACUCGAACCCAGUACCGUUCGCUUCAAAAAGGACGAAACGAACGUCUUGGAUUCCACUGCUAGCCAUCAUCUAUGUUUGCUUAUAAUGUUUGUGAUUUAAGGUCAUCCGCACAGGGUGCACAUAUGCCAAUGAGUGACGGAUCAAUUGCAGUUCUAAACAUCAAUGGGAACAUUCAAACAAAUAAUACUUAGUGAAUUUAAGAUUUGAAGAGUUUACAUAAGUUAACAAAGUUAAAUAAAUGAAAAUGUAUGGGUGAAGAGAUGGUUUCGGUGUACAUAAAAUAAUAAAUCGUUAAGGGGAGAUCGCAUAACGACUUAAUAAAUACUAAUAAAAUAAUUAUAUUGACGAAAACAAUUGACCAAGGUGUUGUCUCAUUCUGGAUACAUAAACCAGGUCUGAUAUAUUUUAUUUCUGUUGAUUCAGCAAACCGGAGAGACUCUGCUUUUUUUUGUCUGCUAAUAAUUUUUAAGGCUUGUGGAAUGUCAAUAUUAUGCUCAGUGUCAAGUAAAUGUCAAGCUAUUGCACUGUUUAAAGCUGUUGCGCCUCAGUAUCAAGUCCUUUGUAACGUGCUUGAAAUAUGAACAUGUAUGUUUCUCUUUGUUCUCCCAAAGUAUGUACUUCGGCGCGUACAUGUAAAUUGGAAAAUACAGUUAGAGGUACUGGGAAGAGAGGAACUGUCAAAUUCGUUUGUUUGAGUGAGCAGUUCAUUUCAAAUAACUGAUGGAUAAGCAACAUUCAACGUGGCAUUUAUCUUAUGAUUAAUUAUUCUAGUAAUUUCACCUCCUUUGGAGUGCAAAUAUAAUAAGCAGGUUUUCUUAUCCACUGUAUUGCAUUUAAUUCGUAAGUUGGUUUUGGUAUACAUCUCUUUUAAUUUCGCUGAAUAUACAUUUUCACAUAGGCAAUUUAUAAUAAAGACAAGUUGUUGCAGUAUUUCAUUCGAGCAAAGUUUACGAGGACGAUCAAAAAUGGCUCGCAUAAUUUCCUUUUUCUAACGUAUUAAAUAGAAACUGUUAUAGCUAAGAUAAAUUCCACUCCAGGUAUUUUUGCAGUGGAUGUGUCUUUGUAGUAUGCCAUCUGAAGUUCGUCUGAUUCCAAUAUCUAGGAAACUUAUUUGUAUGAUAGCGUUAUUUCAAUUCAUAAUAACUGUAGUGAACAAGAACACCGGUUGGGGACAAUCGAAUGUAUUCAACAUACAAUUACAUGACUUGUUAAUAAAAUCUAACAAUCAUAUCAUAAAUGCUUAAUUUAUAAAAUGUCCAUCGAUUGUCUCAAAAUGACUCAGACUCCUUUGUUCUUGAAUUUUCAUACAAAUUGCAUUCUGUUUCCAUUCUUUACUGUUCGAUUCUCUUGUCUCUCUGCUGCCAGACCUUCUGUUCACGACUAACAUCAUAUAUUACUUAUGUCAAUAUAAGGAACACACACAACAUAGCUCACCUAUAUCUUAAUCCUUGUGCAAAUGAGUAUGUAUCAUUGAUUACAUUAGACAGCCAACGCAUUUAUAUACCUCACUUAAAUGUUAGCUCUUUAAACCCCUUAAUAAUGACUCACGUACAUCCCUAAAAAUUUUCUCUUGUUAAAACUAAAUGCAUUUAUUGUAUAUUAGCUGGUGAUCGUCUGAUUUGAGCUGUGUUUAAAAUAAACUCUUGUCAUUACUUUGUUUUACCUUCUGGAAUUUAUACAACAUUAAGAGUUAUGGUAAUAACAGUUGUUAGGUUGAUUAACAUAUGAAGUAUAAGAAUAGUUUCGAAGAUAUUUCAUAACAAAUGGUUAACAAUACUUCAUUUUGAAUAUAUAUAUAUAUUAGACAACAACAGUAUUCUAAUAACAGAACUGACCUAAAACACUAUAGGUUGAAUGAAACUAUCCGUUCACCACUUUUGUGUAAACUUAUUUAUAUAGUAUUCAUUCAUAAAUAUUUUCAACCCCCUUUAAAGUGAAUUAAAUAGAAUUUACUUACAAUUUUUUUCUUAAUAUUUCGUACUGGAAAAUUGUAUACUUUAUUUCCCCCCCCCUCAAAAAAAACAAAGUUUUCUGUGAAAUAAUUAGAAACAAGAAACAACAAUCCCACCCCUUCCAUUGAACAUUGAUUUUUUUUUAUUUCAGUUGGCAUUCAUUUUUGAAUUCAUAAAGGUAUUGUUACUUGGAAUGAGAAUUGAAUUUACAUCAAUCAGUUAGUAUAUUAGUCUUUCAGAUAACUGAAAAGUCAUUUUAGUCUAGGUUAUAUUAUCUUAAAAGAUUUGAUAUCUAACUUGAAUAUAUAUUAACUGAAUAUAGUGUACAUAAACUUUAUUCUUUUUAGAAUUUGCAUGAACUGACUGUCUGUUUGAACAUUUUUAUCAAAUUUGACAAUUAGGUCUUUAUAAUCCAAAAAAGAAUACUGGACGAUUUCAAUCAGUUCCACUUAGAGUCAAUGAAAGUUUUGAUAAGAUGAUGGUUGAAGGUAGUCAACAGGAAACCCUGGACACGGGUUUCGUGCUACUUGGCAGUCGUCAGUAAGAGAACUGGUGCUCCCUGCGACCGACCUUUUGUAGGAUUGAGAUAUAUUCACAAUUGAUUGAUCACUGGAUGGUGAUCAAUGUCAUGUGUGUCAAGUCCUUCUUAGUACAGAUCGAAUGCUAUCGACCAUGUUGCAAUGUAGCCACUAGUCUAGAUGACUUGACAUUGUUGAGAUAAGAUGGUAACAAAGGAUCGAAUAUGUUAGAGAGCACCAGUUCCCUCAAGAUUACAGGUACACCUGGGUAACGAGUGCCAAGUAGCACAAAACCCUUGUCCAGGGUUUCUUGUUGACUACCUCCAAACACCGUCUUAUCUUAACAUAGUGUACGCAAUGUCGAAUCACCUAGACUAGUAGCCACAUUGAAACUUGGUCGAUAGCAUUUGAUCUGCACUAAAAAGGACUUGACACACAUGACAUUGAUCACCACCCAGUGAUCAAUCAAUUGUGAAACGAAGGUUCUCAAUGUACUCAUCAAACGAUUCUUUUAAAAUCGUUUCAAGAAGUGCGGCUGAACAGGGUCCAAAAGGAAUUCUUAAUAAAAAUAAUAUUACUAUAAAAAGUUCUAUCAUACAAAUUAAAAUAGCACAUAUAGGUGAACAACAUUGUUUUCAAUUAGAUCUUCAUCUCAACUCCACAUUUGUAUACGGUAAUAUUUAGACGCGUAAAUGGAACGUAUCAAACUAAUUAAGAGGAUUUUCGAAUCAGUAAUAACAAUGUAGUAGAUAUCAUGACUAUUUAAAAUAAAUAAAAAGUAAACUUACCGAAAGCCGAUAUUAAUGGUCAUCUUAUUCAAAUGUUUUUAAUUUGCUUCUUUAUCGCUCGGUCCGCUUUAGAAUACUUCUGUUCUCUCAUGAUGUUCUAAUAUGGGAGUUUGUAAAGGAAUUCCUAUCCAGUGCCUUUAUGUGACUCUGCUGUUUCUACUAAAGUAAGAAGAUGAACGUGCUUUUAAACGUUUAAACUUGGUUGAUGAAUAAGAAGAUUCUUCCGAGGGAGUUGGAAAACCCUUAUUUCAAUUUUGUACAUGGAAUCCAUGUUCAUGUUUGAAUGAAUGGUAUAUGAACAUAGUUCAGACUCAGGGAUUGUACCUAUUUACGUUACUCCACUACUUUGUAGUAAAGAUCCUUGAUUUGAAGAGGUGUCUCCCAGAACAACAACCUGCUUCGUUCAGAGUGCCUAAAUAUUUGCGCAGCCAACAAACAGGAAGAUAAAGUACACCUAUACUAACUUUAAUGAGUAACAUGUUUACAAUGGGAAUAAUUUUUUAAUGAUAUGAAUUUUAUUCUAGAACCCCGUCCCGACCAUUCACAUAUACUCUUUUCUCACCAAUUAAAAGUGUCACUUUAGCUGGUCAAUGAAAUCCCUACUAUCAUAUUCACACCGUCUCAUACGAAACUUAUCAGGCGUAUUACGAUGGCUUAGUUUAAGUAAUCACCGAGUUUUUCGGAGACCUUCAUUUUUAUGGUUCACGAUGGUAAUGGCAUGUGCGAAAGGCUAAUGAAAGAGAGUAUAUAUUAGUAAAGGUGAUCAUCGAAAGAUGGGAUAACAUUUUUAAUGGUGUGAAAUAUGUUCGAUUUACCCUUUGACCUCUCUGCCUUACGAUCAGUCAAAAAGUACUUUUCAAAACUCAUAAUAAAGAAUCUACCUUCAUCAUAUACUGUAAUUUUUCGAAUUUGGUAGCAAAUUAUCAUUUUUGUUACCUUAGUCGUGUUAUCUCUGACGUCUUUUUCGAACAGUUAUGAUACAAUCUAUAAAGUGAAGUGUAUUGUGUGUAUUGGAUUCCCAAAAGAUCAAGAGUUUGUUAAGCAACAUCAGGUGACCUAAAAUGUAGAGGUCAUAAACUUAAUCACGAUUAUGUGUUUGUAAUGAGGAUGUAAUGACAUAUAAAAUAAAUUUAUAUCUCUUACAUCGAUUGAAUGAAGUACAACAAAGUUACCGUUCUAUUUGAGUCUAUGUACAUAACGGGUACUUCAACAAUCAGUGAACCGUCAACAACGUUUUGUGAAAGACGAAAAUUCUACUAUUGAGAUCUGUCAUUCGGCAGCGCUAGCUCUCGUACCAGUCGCAAAUGUCACAGCUACGGUUGAUAAUUUAAUGAAGUUACCAUUCUACAUAGAAAAUGAAAUCGUAGAAAUAACAAACUAUUUUGAAGACACAUGGAUUGAGAGACUGACAAGACGUGGAGGAUUCAGCCAACCGGUUUUCGAGAUCGCACUAUGAAACGUCUACAAUUAUGUUGUCGAAAACUUUCCUAAAACAAACAAUGAAGGGGAGGAGUGGGAUAGAUGCUUUAACCAAUUUAUUGGUGCUGUUCAUCCAAGCAUAUGGAAAUUUAUUGAUGCUCUGAAAAAGGAACAAAGUUUGAAUGAAUUGAAAAUCGAACAGCUUGUUGAAGGGAUCCAACAACAGCACUCAAAAAGAAAGUAUACAAAGGUAGAAAAAUGUAUCAAACUGGUCGUAGCAAAUGACAAAACAGAUCGACACUCGACUGUCUACGAGAAACAGCACAUAUUUGUAAAUCUGCAAGUCUAACCAUGUUGUACGGUGUUACAAAAAUUUCCUAAUAUACGUAAAAUUUACAUCUAUAUUUAAAAUGAUGUUAGCCCCUUUUCAGAUAUUGUAUUACCAUGAUUCAGAAAUCGACGUAUUCAGCUGAUUUAUCAAUGUCUUGUAGUCUGAAGGUCAAGCGUUUAUAUCGCUCAUCUACCUUACCUACUACCCCACUAAGUUUGUCAGAGAAUAUGAAAAUGAGUACAUAAUUUCAAGGACCAAAAUAGGGUUGUGUGAAGGAUAAUUAUUCAUUCAAAGAGUACGAGGAAGAUGAAGAAUGAAUUAAACACAUAUAAGUGGUAAUAAUAAAUGACUAAAAAUUAAAAACAUUAAGAUAAAGUAUGAAUAACUAAAAAUUACGAAUUAAAGUUAUGGUAGAAUGACAGCGUGCACUUGACUCUCAGAGUCUAACUGUUGAAUUGUUACCGCCUCUUCAACAAAAUCAUCGAAAAGGUUAAUUUUAUAAUGUGUUAGGAUUUUAUAAGUUUAAGCUAACUAAUCUGAAAAGUUGGAUGGUGGCUAGCAGUGAAAUCCAGGACGCGUGUUUCGCCCUAUUUGGGACUUGCCAGCUGGAUAUACCUGCAUCCCAGAGUUGAUGUCCACUCCGGAACUCGAACUCAGGAUACACAUAUGCCAACAAUAGAUUGAUUAAUUGCAGUCCUAAACAACAAUGGGAAGAUACAAGCAAACGAUACCAACGGAUUUAAAUCUGAAUAAGUGUUUCAACAUUUUUGCCUGUCAAACGUUAAUCUGGGUCUGACUUUCAGUCUGUCAGUCAGUAACAACAGUAUCUAUUGAUUGGUUCUUACAAACUAUUAUGAAUCGUAAACCUCCAAAUUGGCCUAUUGAUUCACAAUAUAAAGAAAAAAAAGAAGUUUAGUUGCUAUGAGCAAUAAAAGAAUUAAACGAUCUAUACCAAUAUGGUCAACAUGUUUUUGUAUUGAUAUUCAUCGUUGUGGAUUAUUUAAACAAACCAAUCGAAAAUUAGCUUAUUUCAUACAAAAAGGUAAUCUUCCAGCAAUUGAACAUAUAUUAAAACGUAUAAAACAACCAUUAAAUAAUUUAACGAUAAUUGUGAAACGACAUCAAUUCAAUACAUUCUAUCCAUAUUUAAUGAAUCAUCAUCAUCAUCAUAAUCAUCAUUAUUUUUAUCAAGAAUGUUCACCAGUUCUAUGGGCUAUAGAUUGUUUACAAUGGAAUGUUUUACCAUUAUUAUCCUAUUAUGGUAUUGAUAUCAAUCGUCCACAAUUAUGUCGUCGUUGGACAGAUUGUAUAUGUAAAAAGAAUUCACGAUCAAACAAUAAUAAUAAUAAUAAUAAUAUAUUACCAUAUAGGAAAUUUUGGACACAUGGUCAUUAUACAUAUCAAUCUGCAUUAGAUUAUUUCUUUGCUAGUAUUUAUGAAUAUAUAAAUGAUAAUUAUUUAAAUGAUAUUAAUCUAUUAACAUUUUAUAAUAUACAUUUAACAAAUCUAUUAACAAAAGGUAUUGAUAUACAUCGUAUUAAUUCAGUGAUUAUAUUUAAUUUAUUAGCAAUUAGUUUUAAUCAAUAUUUAUAUCAAUCUAUCACAUCUAUAAAUAAUCAUUUAAUAUUAACAAAAAUUAAUAAUCAGUCAUUUAUUGAAUUAUUGAUUAUUAAAAAACUUAUUAAAAAUGGUUAUUCACAAUUUGAAUGUAUGGAUUAUUUAUAUUCCUAUUGUAAUUGGUUUAGUAUAUUAUUAUGUAUAUUAUGUCAUCCGAAUAUUGAUCUAUAUCGUAAUAAUAAUAAUAAUAAUAAUAAUAAUGGUGAUAAUAUUAGUAAUAAUAGUAAUAGUAAUGAUAAUAAUAAUGGUAAUAAUAGUAGUAAUGGUAAUAAUAAUAAGAUGCCAAAAUUGAUAAAACAAUCAAUAUUAUUAUUGAUUAAUUUACUUGUAUUAAAAUGUACUAUUCCAACUAUAGAAGAGUUUUCAGAAUUCAUUGAAAAUUUACCAUUAUGUAAAUUAUAUAUUAAAUAUUAUUAUUAUCAUAAUAAUAAUAAUAAUAAUAAUAAUAAUAAUAAUAAAUAUAAUGAAUUUUAUAAACGUUUAAUUCAAUUACAUCAAUUAUGUUAUCAAUUAAUGAAUAAACCAUUUAGUUUAAAAUUAAUAACAAGAAAUAAAAUAAGAAAACAAAUUGGUGGUAUUGAUUUUCAUAGAAAAAUCAAUAAUAUUGAUUUGCCAAAACAAUUAAUUACCUUUAUACAAUAUAUUAAUUAUGAACAAUUUGUAAUUAUGAAUGAUAUACCAAAACAAUUUAUUCAAUUCAUACAAAGUGAAUGGAUCGAUAUGAAUUCAACCAUAGAUUGUAAUGAUAAUCAUAAUAAUAGUAAUAAUAAUAAUAAUAAUACAUUGGAAGAAUCUAUGAAUAUAUUCAAUCAAUCGAGUGAUUUAGAACAGAUCAAUAAUAAUAAUGAUAAUAAUCGUGAUAAUGAACAACAACUACCUAUGAAUAAUAAUAGUUUACAACGUGGUAGAGCCUCAGAACGUCAACAUAUUCAUAUGUAUCAAAGAAGAAUAAAUAAACAUAAACCACCAUUAAGACCUACAUCUGCUCCAUUACUUAGAACAUUUGUUAGAUAAGAAAGAAAAAAAAGUUUUCUUCUUUUUAUUUACUUGGAAACUAUAUUUAUCUCAGGGAUUAUAACAACCACAACAACAACAACGAAAAAAAUAAAUAAUGAAAUACUGAUCCUUCAAUGAUUUUUAUUUAUUUAAUUUUCUUGUUACCUUCUCUCCCUCCCCCUUAUUUAUUUGUUUAUGAUAAAAGACAUAAAAUUAUUGUUUUGUUAAAUUAUUCAAUUGAUUAUUGAUCAAUUUAGGUGUAAAGAAUAUUCUAAUGUUACUAUAUUAUUAUUUGUUGUUGUUGUUGUUUUUAUCAUUGGUGUUGGUGGUGUUGUGUUGUUAUUUUGUCCGAAUGAUUCGUUUAUUAUUUCUAUUGAUUUUUUGAUAUUUUUAGUACCACAUCUUGAACCUAGAAUACAAUUGAUGAACAUUCCCAUUAUGCUUAGACUUUGUAAAUUAUUGAUUAGUUGAAUAUUUAUUUAUAUUGUUAAUGUGAUACAUAAAUAUUACCAUAGUCAAGGGGGGAGAGGAAGAUUGUUUUUCUUAUUACAUCAUUAUGUUUGUUUUUUGAGAAAGAAAACAUUAUUUUUAUACAGAAAUUCUUUAAUAACUUUAAGUAUAAUCUUUGACAAGAUCAAUAUGUAUGUUAAUCGUUUGUUUAUUUUAUCAACGAUCAAAUCUAAUCUUCAAAAGAUCACUUACUUACUUACUUACUUACGUCUGUUACUCCUCAUGAAGGAGCAUAGACCGCUCACUAGCAUUUUCCAUCUAACCCUAUCUUGGGCUUCAAUAAUCAAUUCAAUGAUUAUUGAUUUUAAAAUCAUUCAAUCAUUUGAUUGUUUAUUGUUUGUAUUUUGUUUUUCCUAUAAAUAUUUGUUUGUUUACUUGUUACUAUGUAUGUAUGUUUAUGUUGAUCACUUGUAAAUAUAUAAAUAUCGAUUUAGAUAUAGAAGAUUUAUAAUAAUGAAAAACAAUACAUUUUUAGAAAUUGUCUAUUAUUUAUUGAUUUUUUGUUUAUUUAUUUAUUGAUUGAUUGUUUUUAGAGGAUAAAAUUUAAAUA